CGGCGCGCCGCGGAGCUAUGGAAGCAGCUAACCUUUCGGUGGCCGCCACCGGCGUCGCCCUUCCCGCCGGACCCGAGACCUGCAACAGCAGCCCAAGCCCCGGCGGGGUCGUCAGGUCCACCCCAGGCGGCGCUGCCCUGCCCGGCCGAGAGCCGCCCCUCUCGGUGUUCACGGUGCUGGUGGUGACGCUGCUGGUGCUGCUGAUCGCGGCCACUUUCCUGUGGAACCUGCUGGUUCUGGUCACCAUCCUGCGCGUCCGCGCCUUCCAUCGUGUGCCGCAUAACUUGGUGGCCUCGACGGCCGUGUCAGACGUGCUAGUGGCAGCGCUGGUGAUGCCACUGAGCCUGGUGAGCGAGCUGUCGGCCGGGCGACGUUGGUGGCUGGGCAGGAGACUGUGCCACGUGUGGAUCUCCUUCGACGUGCUGUGCUGCACCGCCAGCAUCUGGAACGUGGCGGCCAUCGCCCUGGACCGCUACUGGACCAUCACGCGCCACCUGCAGUACACGCUGCGCACCCGCCGCCGCGCCUCGGCGCUCAUGAUCGCGCUCACCUGGGCGCUCUCCGCGCUCAUCGCCCUCGCGCCGCUGCUCUUUGGCUGGGGUGAGGCAUACGACGCUCGGCUCCAGCGCUGCCAGGUGAGCCAGGAACCCUCCUACGCCGUCUUCUCCACCUGUGGCGCCUUCUACCUGCCGCUCGGCGUAGUGCUAUUUGUCUACUGGAAGAUCUACAAGGCGGCCAAGUUUCGCUUCGGCCGCCGCCGCAGGGCUGUGCUGCCGGUGCCCACAACCGUGCAGGUGAAGGAGGCCCCUCAUGAGGCUGAGAUGGUGUUCACGGCGCGUCGCCCAACGGUGACCUUUCAGGCAGGCGGAGACUCGUGGCGGGAGCAGAAGGAGAAGCGGGCAGCUAUGAUGGUGGGCAUUCUCAUUGGCGUGUUUGUGCUGUGCUGGAUUCCCUUCUUCCUGACGGAGCUCAUCAGCCCCCUCUGUGCCUGCAGCCUGCCCCCCAUCUGGAAAAGCAUAUUCUUGUGGCUUGGCUACUCCAAUUCUUUCUUCAACCCCCUGAUUUACACAGCGUUUAACAAGAACUACAACAACGCCUUCAAGAGCCUCUUCACCAAGCAGAGAUAAGCACAGG
Molecule: messenger RNA, 1134 nt
Organism: Ceratotherium simum simum (southern white rhinoceros)
Lineage: Eukaryota; Metazoa; Chordata; Mammalia; Perissodactyla; Rhinocerotidae
Product: 5-hydroxytryptamine receptor 5B
Biological process (GO): adenylate cyclase-activating adrenergic receptor signaling pathway; positive regulation of MAPK cascade
Cellular component (GO): plasma membrane
Molecular function (GO): G protein-coupled serotonin receptor activity
Source: RefSeq, a predicted model, not a curated record